Molecule: messenger RNA, 2715 nt
Organism: Onychomys torridus (southern grasshopper mouse)
Lineage: Eukaryota; Metazoa; Chordata; Mammalia; Rodentia; Cricetidae
Gene: Irf4
Product: interferon regulatory factor 4
Exons: 9
Coding region: 96-1448 (450 amino acids)
Biological process (GO): immune system process; regulation of transcription by RNA polymerase II
Cellular component (GO): nucleus
Molecular function (GO): protein binding; DNA-binding transcription factor activity, RNA polymerase II-specific; RNA polymerase II cis-regulatory region sequence-specific DNA binding
Source: RefSeq, a predicted model, not a curated record
UUUCCGAGUUUCACCACUUGAACUUGGGACCCUUUGCUGCCCUCAGCUCAGAGUGCGGGUGAGCGCGCGAGCGCGGGAGGAGGUUGGCACACGGCAUGAACCUGGAGGCUGGCAGCCGGGGAGCAGAGUUCGGCAUGAGCGCGGUGAGCUGCGGCAACGGGAAACUCCGCCAGUGGCUGAUCGAUCAGAUCGACAGCGGCAAGUACCCCGGGCUGGUGUGGGAGAACGAGGAGAAGAGCGUCUUCCGCAUCCCGUGGAAGCACGCGGGCAAGCAGGACUACAACCGCGAGGAGGACGCCGCCCUCUUCAAGGCCUGGGCACUGUUUAAAGGAAAGUUCCGAGAAGGGAUAGACAAGCCGGAUCCUCCAACUUGGAAGACAAGAUUAAGAUGUGCUCUGAACAAGAGCAAUGACUUCGAGGAGCUGGUAGAGAGGAGCCAGCUGGAUAUCUCCGACCCUUACAAGGUCUACAGGAUUGUUCCAGAAGGAGCCAAAAAAGGAGCAAAGCAGCUCACUUUGGAAGACACACAGAUGGCCAUGGGCCAUUCCUACCCCAUGACAGCGCCUUACGGCUCACUGCCAGCUCAGCAGGUUCAUAACUACAUGAUGCCACCUCAUGACAGAAGCUGGAGGGAUUAUGCCCCCGACCAGUCACAUCCAGAAAUCCCAUAUCAGUGUCCUGUGACAUUUGGCCCCCGCAGCCAUCACUGGCAAGGCCCAUCUUGUGAAAAUGGUUGCCAGGUGACAGGAACCUUUUAUGCUUGUGCCCCACCUGAGUCCCAGGCUCCUGGAAUCCCCAUAGAGCCAAGCAUAAGGUCUGCUGAAGCCUUGGCGCUCUCAGACUGCCGGAUGCAUAUCUGCCUGUAUUACCGGGACAUCCUAGUGAAGGAGCUGACCACGUCCAGCCCUGAAGGCUGCCGGAUCUCCCACGGACAUACCUUUGAUGUCAGCAACCUGGACCAGGUCCUGUUCCCAUACCCAGAGGACAGUGGGCAGAGGAAGAACAUCGAAAAGUUGUUGAACCACCUGGAGAGGGGACUGGUCCUCUGGAUGGCCCCAGAUGGGCUCUAUGCCAAAAGACUCUGCCAGAGCAGGAUCUACUGGGAUGGGCCCCUGGCAUUGUGCAGUGAUCGGCCCAACAAACUAGAAAGAGACCAGACUUGCAAGCUCUUUGACACGCAGCAGUUCCUAUCAGAGCUGCAAGUGUUUGCUCACCAUGGCCGGCCAGCACCAAGAUUCCAGGUGACUCUGUGCUUUGGUGAGGAGUUUCCAGACCCCCAGAGGCAGAGGAAGCUCAUCACAGCUCAUGUGGAACCUCUGCUAGCCAAACAGCUGUAUUAUUUUGCUCAACAAAACAGUGGACAUUUCCUGAGGGGCUACGAUAUACCUGAACACAUUAGCUCUCCAGAUUACCACCGAUCCCUCCGUCAUUCUUCCAUUCAGGAGUGAUCUAGCCUUUGAGCCAGCUGCAUGAAGGAUUCUGUUCCAUUGUAAAUACUCUGACAUGGCAGCUGAUUGACGCCCCUUUUCUUUGGAAGAACUAAGAAGUGGGUUCGCAGUUGAAGACAACAACAACAGGGGUUUAUGAAGAAAACAGCUCUAUCUGCUCAACAGAGGAGCUUGUCCCGCAAGAGUGACUGUCAUCCAGGUCUUGACAAGUGCUGGUAUUUUGGUGACUGUGCCCUGGCUUAUAACUGUGAAACUGAAUCAGUGAUGUGUUUACAUGUACUUAAAUGCUGGCUUGAGCCUGGGGUAGACUGGCUUUGGCUUGAAGACUGGAAAACUGUCAGUGUGAAUCCCCGACUAGAGAAGGCAGAAUAAGUAUUAUUGGUCCAUUUCUCAGGGAAGUCAAGUCUUAACUGGAGACUACUGUGCCCACCCACAGAGAAACGUGUUCCUGGAUGGAGGAGCUGUAGUUCUCCUAGAUCACGCCCACUGAGGGAAGGGACCUGAAUCUCAGCCCCAGUCUAGGUCACAAAGUCCAGGCCAUGCAGAGUCUCUCUAAAUGGACCCUGCAUCCUGGGUGCCCCCUCUCAUUGGCCUUCCCUGACAGCCAGCUGGUGAACUCUGUGGUUACCUACUUGAGCCAAAAAGCAUCGGGGAGACAUAAGAUGGGACAUGUUUGGAUGUCCUCGCUAACCAUGACUAGAAAGCAUUUUUUGUGGUCUACCCUUUCGGUUGUGCCUCUCAUUCUUUAGAACUGUUGCUGGCUUUAUGUUUUUUUUCUUUUCAGAAAUGAAAGGAAGGAAGGAAGGAAGAGAGAGAAAGAAAUCAAGAGACUGAAUACUAGAGAUAGUUUCUUAAAGUUCUGUGCCAUUUCCCCUUCUAUUUGUUUUGUUGGCCAUCAGCAGUCUCCAUGGCAACACUGGAGGGGAGGAGCCUUUGCACAGGUUGGGAACCAGCAGAACAGCUGCUGACUGUACAUCAGCAGACAAGUGGGCUGUUUCCACUUAUUUUCUAUCUGAGAUGCUUCCUUGUGCCAAUAGUAGGUUGACAGAGCCUCAAAAUUACUGGGCUUUUCCAAAAAUACAUUCUUUCACAGAAUCCCAAAGAGCCCCGUUUGCCUUCAUAAUCCGGCCCCUUCCUUUCUUGUAACUGUUUUGUUUAGGUGGCUUUGCCAUGUUUCAGGAUUUUUCUCCUACCACAAUGUAAUUUCUGUUUCUUCCAUGCUUAGGAAGAGUCAACUGUUCUCAAACACAUGACACUUGGUUUUUUU